Aspergillus neoniger CBS 115656 is the source of this 1485-nucleotide messenger RNA. RefSeq names its product fungal specific transcription factor domain-containing protein. Gene Ontology annotation, molecular function: zinc ion binding; DNA binding. Gene Ontology annotation, biological process: DNA-templated transcription. Bases 1 to 1485 code for a protein of 494 amino acids. Lineage: Eukaryota; Fungi; Ascomycota; Eurotiomycetes; Eurotiales; Aspergillaceae. The record is from RefSeq and is a predicted model, not a curated record. The transcript is spliced from 4 exons.
AUGAUCCACCACACCAGGGGUCCACCUAGAAAUAAACAUCAGCGCACGGCGGGUUUCGCGCCCAUUUCCUCACCAUUGAAUCUGGACCCCACGCCGGCUUUUCCUAUCGGUAUAGGAUUUGAAAUGCUUCAAUCUCUCUCGUGUCGCGAGUUUCAAGCCUGCGCUUUCACUUCCAUCGCCUUUAAGGAUCGAGAAGAACUUCAGUCCAGUGGGACACUACUACUCCCAAGCGAGGAUUUACGCGGCCUUCUUCUGCAGUCAUAUCUGCGAUGGGUACAUCCCCUAGUCCCUGUUCUAGAGAUACCAAAUAUCUUUCAAAGGCUGCUAGAAAGUGAUGACCGUCAAUUCCCUCAACCACUUCUGUAUCAAGCCGUCCUCUAUGCGGGGAGCUCAUACGUGGAUUCCCUGGAACUACAGGCAGCGGGUCACCCAAGUCGAGAUACUAUUGGGAGGGUUAUACGCGAAAGGGCGAGAAUGUUAUACAAUCUCUCGGUCGAGCGCAAUCCGAUUGUCAUGACCCAAACACUCAUCUUGCUGAGUAUCCGUGAAAACCUGUCCGAGGCUAGUCUUUCAGAAUCCCGAUAUUGGAUUCGCCAUGCUCUCUCUGUCGCGAUCGGCGCAGGCUUACUGGACCCAACAGAUGAGCCAGUCAACCAAAACACAGAGUACCUUUGCACGAUCUCAUCUUCGCUUCGUGAGCGACUAGUAUGGUCGUUAUACACCGCUGAUCUCACAAUUUCCCUGGCUCUGGAUGCUCCAUUCCAAAUAAAACGACCACCUAGUCUCAAUUGUCAGUUUGUUCCCGACGUGUUUUCAGUAUUUGAUCGAGCCAUAAUCAACGCUACCUUUCAUUUCAGAGCCACCAUACCACGCCAACUAUGCGGUAUCCUUAUCGAACGGUCGAAACUUAUCCGCUGCAUGUACCGCCUUCUCUACACAGUCGACCUGGACCGUCAAACGCGUGAUGCACUGGACGAUGGUAUGAAGCCAGCUAUUCUGCUAUGGAAAAUGCAGCACCUCGACCAAGCACUAGUCACGAGCGUCGAAUCAAGACUCAAACGGUGGCUGGAAAGUCUACCUGCCUCUGUUCGCUACUCAGCUCAAUGGACCUUGAUCGAGCAUUCACGACAAUCUAAAGAGUUUACGCUGUGUGUCCAUCGUGGCGCACUAUACAUACUAUAUCUGACAUAUCUACUGGCCCUCUACAAUGGCAAGAUGGCACGGACGCCGACAUAUUCUGAAAGUCUCGUCCAUCGUGCCCGCCAGGUGGCUGCCGAAAUCGUGCAGACGUGGGCCGGCCUGGCAGAGACACAAGCGAUCGAUUUUCUACCGAGCUAUUGUUUUCUCUCAUUGAACCUUGCUCGUGAAGUCUAUACGCAGCAUUCAGGGGGCUGCAACAACUCAGAGGAUUGGUAUGCGAUGUGGGCUGUUAGAUCGUGUGACGCAUCCCUGGCUCAGGGGUUCCAUAGAACUGGGGACGUUUAG